UGAGAUGGAGGCAUUUUUCAGCUAGCACUGUGUUUUAAUGGAUCUAGCCAAAUUUUAAGUGCCUUUAGUGAUACGAUCACGAAAUGUAAAGUAACCCAGCCGCAAAACCAUCAACUUUUACAAGUAAACGACACACGUGAAUGUAGUCCAAACCAUAAAGAGAACGAACUUGUUUGUUUGUAACGCCUGAUGAGAGCGUUCUUUCACUAAGUUUUGUCUGUAGUCUAAUCUUGGCAACGGAAUGUUGUACAGAAGAUUUGGGUGUUGUUUCUAGAUUACAGCUGUUUCUGUCCUCCGGUGUUGCACCGUUGAAAGAUCUACGGGCCUGAUAGAUCGUUGAUGUGAGUUUGAAAAGUAAAUAAAACAAAAGAAAGGGUCGUCAAAGGAAUCCACAUCAUUUGUACUAAUUUUAAGGUAAAUAUUAUCUUGGUUGAGGUCUGAAAAUCAGAAUGUCUCCAUUGUCAAUCUCAAACUUCGACAGAAUCAAUUUCCCCUACAUUAGUGAGUAUAAAUACAAAGUCAUGUUAUACCGUCCGCGAGUUUAAAUUGGCAAUGGAAAUUUCGACGCAUUUUUAUCCGGACCAAUACAACGGUAACGGUAAAAAAUAUGACAGUUAAAAGAUUACCAAAUACAUGUCUAGGAUAAAUUCUAAUUUUUCUUAAUUACUUUCUUGUCACAUCUUUUAGAAUCUGCUAUAUUUGUCUAAUUGAAAAUGGACGUUUCUUUAUGGCUGUGUGACAUCAUAAUAGGUAUUGUUCUUUUUCUUACGGAUGGUUCAGUAAACUACAGAUGGAUGUGGUCGAACUAAAACCAUCUGCUAUGGACCCUCAACUUCACAGGCCAGACAUGAAAAGUCGAUUUAAGCUUGAUUGAUAAAGACAAUUCUACAACGGGAAUCUCUCCGAAGUCAGUUUUUCGUUGAGAGGUGUAUUCAAAUUUCAAGUUGAGAUUUCCUGAAUGGAGCCAAAUGUUAAUUACUCUGUAACAUGCUUCAUGUUUUGACAUAUUUUGGAAAGUUUUAAAUGAAUAUAUUUUCUAUAUAAAAACAAAUUAAAGUUUGAACUUUUUGGUUUUGUGUAUAGUAGAACAGAUUUAACUGAAUUUAUGUUGCGUUUAUUUUUCUCAACCUCGUUGUGUGUUAAAAAAGCUAUAUCGAAACAGUUACUACCUAACCCUAAUUCUCUGGCCACGAGUAUCUAUCUAAUGUGUUGUUGGCAUGCGUUGGUUAGUUGGCCCUGGUUUGGCUUACCCGACUCUUAAACAUGUCAGUCUUUUAAAUUACACCUUCCAAUCUUAAAAAAAAAAACCUUCAGCAAUCUUCCCAUCUCCUGGAAGCGUCAAGGUCUAACGUCUAAUCUUACCCAAUGCUUUGCAAGGAACUUUUAAUGGCAAGUGUUGAUGAAAAAGUCCCUGAAAUAUUUAUCAUCGCUGCCCACAAACCAUGUAUCCAUUCAUCGUAAACUAGUAAUAAUUUAAAUCAUUUUAACUCCUUGAAAAAACUUGCAUUUUUAAUGACUGACUAUGUAAAGUUAGUAGAAUCAAAUAUUAAAAUGUUAGUUUUCCCAAACGCUCUUUCCUAAGAGUAUUUGAGACCAGCCCCUCCCUUAUUUACCAGAUUAGCAUUACGGAUAUCAUGGCUCGAGUUUGCGUGUAAUUCCUUAUGUCGGAAUCAACUGAAGCAACCGAGGGGGUGAGCGCGUCCAGCUGACCAUUAGACGCUAUGAGUCCCCUAAUUGCUCAUAACACUGUUCCAUCGACACUCAGUCGCCGAGCUAAGCGUGUUCUUGAGUCGGAUUCGAUUGGGAGUGCUUCUGGCGAGAAAGGAGACGGUCUAGGCGCGGGUUCGGGGCUAGAGGCCAAUUGGGAGCAUUUUAAUUCCUUGUAAGCGAUAUUUUGGUUAAAACAUGGCAUUGCAACAGAUACCGCGCAAGGUCUGUUAUUGUUUUGUCUUCAUGCCGCGCUCCUAAGCAAUGAUCCAUGAAAGGCAUUCAGUCCAGAUGGAGAUGGACAGUUAAAUGUGACUGUGCAGCUUGCAAGGGCCACUACAAUUCACCUCUCAUUCAGUUGCAACCACUAUGUUUCGCGCUGCACAUGGAAGGCUCUUAUUUGUGUUGUUUGCUUUGCUCUCGCCGUUGGGUCUACUGGCCUGGGAUAAAGUAUACGUGAAUUUCGACGGAGCCUCGUAUUUAACGUAUGGGCUUUUUUCACAAAUUAGCACAAGCAAGGACAACUUCAAGCUGCUAUUUCGUACGCUCAAGCCCUCUGGAAUCAUUCUGCAUGCCUCAAGUGAAACGGACUUUAUCACGAUAGAGCUUUUGCGAGGAAGGUUAAGAUACACGGCUAAUUUCGGGAGUACUGCCAACAUUUCCGGCUUCCACGAGGUUUUCAUGGGUUCGCACCUUGCUGAUAACGAGUGGCACCAGGUUGAGCUGCGUCGGACUGGGCUCAACAUUCUUCUAAUCCUUGAUGUCACGCGCAAGAGCAAGGUUGCACCCGGCAGCUAUAACACUUUAGAGCUAGACAAUAGAAUUUACAUUGCUGGUGUGGACCAUGUGGGAAUGCGUGACGCGCGGAUGCGUCACGGUCGUAACGUACCCUUUACACAAUUUGAGGGUUGCCUUCAGGAUGUUAUUGUUAAUGGGAAGAAUUUACUGAAGAUGGCACGCAAUCAUGACAUUAGCACACAAAUCCACGGCCCCGCCUCUUUCACUUGCCCUCGUCCUUUGUACACGCCAAUCACGUUUACGAACCCAAAAUCACACAUUCUACUUUCGGUUUCGCUUUCCAGUGCUUUACGGGUGAGCUUCAGGUUUCGUACGUACGAUGAAGAUGGAGCGCUAUUGGUUCAUCGCUUAAAGAGCAGUCGCGGCGUCAGCGUAGGUCUGGUGCUAAGGGGCGGAAGUGUAAUUCUCGACGCCGAAUUUCCAAACCCACACCAACGAGUGCGCCUGCACGCGGGACGCUUGUUGCAUGAUGGUUUUUGGCAUUUGGUGUCAAUAUCGGUCAGCGGUACUUCUGUUCGAUUGGAGGUAGAUCACGUGGUCGACCAGGUGGCGAUCAAGCCACGUUUAUUCGCCCAUAACCCUGUGGUGCAUUUCGGCGGAACCGGAAGUGACUUGAAAGGAUUCAUCGGUUGUAUGUAUGACAUAUAUACAAAUGGGCGCCUUGCUGAUGCCUCAAAAGCCACCAACAUUGGAAUUUUGAUAGGUGUUUGUUCUCCCUUGGAUUACUGCUUACCAAACCCGUGCCAUAAUGGCGGCCGCUGCUUACAGCGACUAAACGAGACAAGCUGUGACUGCACGGGGACAAAUUACAAGGGAUGGCGAUGCGAAGUGCCAGCAGAGCCCCGCAGACAGACAUGCGCAGAUUGGAAAGCUGCAGGUAAAACCGCGAAUGGCUAUUAUCGGAUCAGCCCUGGUAAGGCUAAGCCGUUCACGGUUUUCUGUAAUAUGAACGGACUUGGGGGUCCAAUUACAGUAAUAGACCAUGUCUGGGGUCACGCCCCAGUGCGUGCGGCAGAUAUCCACCAGCGUAGGCAAGGAUUUUAUAUUCACGCUCCACAGUACGACACGGACAUGGCUAGCAUUAAAGCACUCGUGUCUCGCAGCGCGACAUGUAGGCAAUAUCUCCGAUAUGAUUGCCUCAAUUCCGUGCUCUUCGAUUCGCCACACGCCUUUGAUUUGAAAGGUGGACGUGGCGCGCGCUGGAAGUCACGUGACGGUGACGUCAUGGAUUACUGGGCGGGGGCGACCCCUAGGAGUGAGAAGUGCGCAUGCGGGUUGACGAACACGUGCGUCAGGCAUGAUCUCGUGUGUAACUGUGACGCGUGGGACUCGGUUUGGCGCAGCGAUGGCGGGUACAUUACUGAUUUUACGUCACUUCCGGUCCAGGAGGUGAUAUUCAACGUCCGUGGUACUGGUUUAAAGUCGAAUUUCACACUUGGGAGCUUAGAGUGUUUUGGGACGAGGAGUGAGUCGCCAUCCACGACUAAGGCGAAAACCAAUCAACAUACAACUGCUAGCACUCAAAGAAUUUCACGGACAUUUUCGAAAACGUUCCUCGUUCCUACGCAGACGAAACCGACGCCUUCAUCACCAAGUGAAGUCUUCAUAACCAAGAACAACAACAUCCCGGACGCUGCCCCGACCACAAAGUCGGACACAGACUUCAACAACCCUCCCCCUGUAAUCAUCGUGGAUUCCCCGCGUAAAUUUAUCACCAUCCGUCAGAGCAGCAAUCAGGAAAUCAUACUCAUCAUACUAAGCGUGGUGCUCGCUAUUUUCAUCAUCAUCAUCAUAGUGCUGAUGGUCAGACAGAACUUGUUUCUUCCUUGUAAAUGUCUGGACGGACCGGCUUAUCGUGACGUGCGUAACAUCGACAGCGUAGAACUGGGGCCACCGGAUUCGCUAUUCACAAACGCCGAGACUGAGAUCGUGGAAUACGAAGGGAGCCCUUACUCGCCUAGGAACUUUGAAGUAGGGUAUUUAAAUAGGAAUGACGUCAUUGUUGUGGCGUCCCGCGCGCCUGCGCGGAUGGCUCAGGAAUCUGAUGAAGAGACGGACAGGUUAGAUUUUAGCAACGACAGCAGUUCUCCAACAGAAUCUCAGUUGGAUAAAGAUGAGGAAGAGAAAUAUGAACAACUGGAAAUGACCACGCUGAAAUCGCCGCAGAAAUUUGUAGAUGGGGUCCAGAUAGGGAAAUUAAAAGAAGCGUUGUUUGACGUCAUUUCCGCCUCUGAGGUCAAUAUCAAUAACAAUCCAGUUGCCAAGGAAACCAAGCAAGUGGAUACGGAGACGACUGAAUACGAGAGUCAGCAAGAAAACACACUAGAUCGCUACGGAAUGGACUUCCAAAUACCACCCUCCUACGAUCACUCUAUCAAUGACGCGUCAAGAACUAGCAGCGAGUCGUCACUGGAUGCAAGUACUCACUCUAUGGACGCGACGGGUAUCGGACUCGUUCAGGACGAGUCGUCGACAAGUAGUAGCUGCGAAACGCUACCGAAAUCAGGCGCAGGGUGUAUGCCUUUUGCGGGAAGCCAUUCUGGGAAAUAUGCGAACGAUAUGCAGUACUAUUGCAGCUAUGAAACGGAAGACAUUUGCUCAGACAUGUGCAGUGAAGACUAUGCAUGCCUAGAGAAGAGAAACUGUAAACCGGUUCAACCAGAAACGGAAGUUUCCCUACCGGUUUCGGAUGCUUUCGGUGCUUGUCCCGCUUGCGGGGAUGACUGUGACUGUGACCGGUGUGAGUUGACUAUCUCGGGCUGUCCUGGACAGACAAAGGGCAGCUCGGUUUGCAGCUUAUGUUGCAUGUCCGAAUGUGAAUGUGAAGAGAACAGUGCGGCACCAUCCGUGGCUCUGAUUGCGGGGGGUAACUGCGAUAGCCAGUAUUACCCGCCCAAUAGAAAAAAGGAGAACCGCUACUCCUCCAACAGGAAGACGGGUGAGGGGUGCAACGAGAGGUUUGAGACCUCACUGUAAUGCGACAAAUUAAAAUGUACAGCGGUAAAGUGUUUGAGCAUGUUUACAAAAAGAGGGGUCGCGAGGUGAAAUGGUACUCGUUCGUUCCAAGAAAAGAACUGACGUAUAUCAUUUCAGCGAAAAUUUUGUGGGAUCCCCUUUCUGUAAAGUUCCCUUAUUUAUACCAAAGUACAUAAAUACCUCAAGGCUCUACUCUUGCAAAGACCUUGCACCCUUAAAUGUUCAACAAAUUGCGUCACUAACUACUGUCGACAUUUUUUCCCUAAAGUGAACCUCAACUUCCUAUUAACAAUUUUUAAAAGCAUGCUCAAACAUUUAAACUGCAGAGCGAAUGUAAAGAUAUAAAGGGUUCCAUAAAAGGAUAAAUAUAAAUAUUUAUAAGGACAAUGUUAGCGCAUGCCUUGGUUGUUGUAUACCCCUAUACCGCAUGUGUUGGGGUGUACUUAGUGAAAAUGACGAGGUUAAGGCGCUCUCAAGUUGAAUUGUAUAAUAGAUGAGAGUCAUACAAUUAAAUCUGUCAGGCAUCUAA
Molecule: messenger RNA, 6010 nt
Organism: Nematostella vectensis (starlet sea anemone)
Lineage: Eukaryota; Metazoa; Cnidaria; Anthozoa; Actiniaria; Edwardsiidae
Product: contactin-associated protein like 5-3
Exons: 3
Coding region: 2077-5481 (1134 amino acids)
Source: RefSeq, a predicted model, not a curated record